AGCUUGAGUGAGCAACAGUCAACGAGCUCCAAAGUAUCUUCCUCAUAAAAGAGAGGCGUCAGGCAUUACUCUCUCAGUCGUUGGUAACGAGGUACUGAUUACGGAUUAUUGUUAACAAAUAUGAAAAAAGUUUUUAUUUCAUUUUGCAUUAUUCUUGCGAGUGCUAACGGUCAGUUCGAAGAUGAUCAGGUUGAUCUCAACGAGGGAUGGUUCACGGAUGAAAUGUACAAUGAUCCGUACUUUGUGGAUUUGAGGAAUCAAGGGUAUGGGGUUAUUUUGCCAGGCACAAAGUGGUGUGGCAGAGGGUCUAAAGCCAGGGGUUUCGAUGACCUUGGGACCUACAACCGUACUGACGCAUGCUGUCGUGCUCAUGACAAUUGUCCAGACUUCAUGAAGCCCAGAGAGACCCGCCAUGGCCUCACUAAUCCCUCAUCAUCCAGCAGCCUGAGCUGUGAGUGUGAUCGGGAAUUCUAUCAGUGUCUCAAGGAUAAUCAAAAUUUCCCGAGUAAAACUAUUGGAACUCUGUAUUUCGAUGUUCUGAAGAAGCAGUGUUUCGAAGAAGUCAACGGGAGAUAUGUGUGGAAACAGCCGCAGCCGUUCUCUGAGGGAAAAUUCAUACAAUUUUUAAGAAAACUUUUAUAACUGUCUCUUAUUGCUGUGAACAUGACAUUGCAAUUAAAAUCGUACACCGAAUUACCACCCAAUUA
Molecule: messenger RNA, 707 nt
Organism: Fopius arisanus
Lineage: Eukaryota; Metazoa; Arthropoda; Insecta; Hymenoptera; Braconidae
Product: phospholipase A2
Exons: 3
Coding region: 121-642 (173 amino acids)
Biological process (GO): phospholipid metabolic process; arachidonate secretion
Molecular function (GO): A2-type glycerophospholipase activity
Source: RefSeq, a predicted model, not a curated record